ACCAUAUGUUCUGUGGACGAGUCAAGUUGAAAUAUAAACACAACCGAGCAAAACCGUCCGUGUCUUAUGAAUUGAAUCGGAAAUAGCCGCUGAAUUAUUUCAUUUGAUUUGUUAGAAAGGAGGAAGUACUUUAUUUGAUCGAUCAAAAAACAUUAUGAUUUCCGAAGUAGACCUCGUAAAUAAGGACAGUACAGUACGAGUUGCUGUCAGAAUUCGACCUCAAAACUCAAGAGAACUAAUAGAUAUGUGUCGCAUCUGUACGACAGUAACUUUUGGAGAGCCUCAGAUUUUUCUAGGGUCUGACAAAGCCUUUACUUUCGACUAUGUCUUUGAUACUAAUUCGAAUCAGUGUGAUAUAUAUUCGGAAUGCGUGGAACGAUUGGUGGAUAGUACGCUGCAUGGCUAUAAUGCCACUGUGCUGGCUUACGGACAAACAGGAUCUGGAAAGACGUAUACGAUGGGCACAGGUUUCGACCAUGAAUCCGAAUCAUCGGAGUCCGUUCUACUUGGCAUAAUUCCACGGGCGGUUCGCCAUAUAUUUAGUGGUAUCGAACAACUGGAGGCCUCUAGCUCAAGCUCCGAACUGCCAGCGGCUGGUGGAAGUCCGCAGUUCAGUCUGGCUGUUCAGUAUAUCGAAUUAUACAACGAGGACAUAUUCGAUCUGUUGGACCCAUUUAACAAAAAUAGCAAUUUUAAGAUACACGAAGACGCCAGCGGACAAAUAACCAUAUCUGGGGCGUCAAUAAAGCCAAUCUACCAACCGCAAGAUGCCUUAAAGUACCUUCAGCAAGGAGCUUUAGCUCGCACCACUGCUUCAACGAAAAUGAACGAUCAGUCGUCGAGAUCCCACGCUUUAUUUACGAUUUUCGUGCGCAGACAACGUUUACUCGCCCCUAAUGACAAUGUUUCGGAUAACGAUUUGGAAACCCUAACUUCCAAGUUUCAUUUUGUUGAUCUAGCGGGUUCCGAAAGGCUCAAAAGGACUCAGGCCACAGGAGAAAGGGCUCGCGAGGGUAUAUCCAUCAAUUGCGGGCUUCUCGCCCUGGGUAAUUGCAUUUCGGCGCUAGGAGAUAAAUCCAAGAGAGCUUUGCACGUACCCUAUCGGGACUCGAAACUGACCCGCCUUCUUCAGGACUCUUUGGGCGGCAAUAGUCAGACUCUAAUGAUCGCCUGCGUGUCGCCAAGCGAUAGGGAUUUUAUGGAAACAUUGAACACCUUGAAGUACGCCAACCGAGCACGAAAUAUUAAAAACAAAGUGAAGAUAAACCAAGAUCAGAGUUCUCGAACGAUAUCCCAGCUGCGUAGGGAAAUUGCAGCAUUGCAGAUGGAGCUAUUAGAAUACAAACAGGGAAAGCUUGUGGUAGAUUGCGAAGGAAACACAACUAUUUCGGAUACAUUUAACGAGAAUACGUUGCUUCUUUCGGAAAUCAAACGACUACAGCAACGCCUAAAGUCGUUACAAAACACCGUCGUCACUUUGACCGAAAGGAAUGCGGAACUGAAGAUAAAAUUCGAUUCCAAUAAGUGGACUAGUGACGAUAGCUCUGAUUUUGAAUUAACAAAGGUGGUAGGACAAUAUAUGCUGGAGAUCGAACAACUCCAGACCAAACUAAUUGAGUCUGAAGAGCAUCGUAAGCAAAUGGAGAUUUCGGCAGCACAUUCACCCAGAAACGCCAAGCCCGUUUAUGAUGGUGAUAUAAUAACAAAGGCUAAAAGGGAUUUGGAGAGGGAAAGGGAGAUGUUAAUGUCGCGUUCAUUGCCUGGAAUACAAAAUCAAAACGUUAGUUCCGAAGAAGCAGAAGUUAACAGUAGUGAUUCGGAAGCAGAGGGAGUAGUAAAAGACCUGGAAGCCAUUGAUAACGAUAUCGAAAUGAGAACGAAGCUAAUUGAACAGUUGGAGUUGACCAAUGAGCGAUGUGAACUAAUGCGAAUGCACUACGAAGAAAAACUAUCUGUGUUGUAUUGCAAAAUCGAGAACACGCAAAAGGAACGCGACGAUGUUCUGGCAAAUAUGGCUUCAUCUGUAUCAGUUCCAUCAAAGGAUAGCUUGAAAAAAGUGAAGACAGAUUAUGAGGGCAAGAUAAGCCACAUGCAAAUCGAGCUCAAGAAAUUGCAGAAUGCCCAAAGAGAACAUCUUCGACAACAGCAAAAGCUCAAGUCCCACGAAGUCAAGAUAAAUACGCUGCGCAGUGAGCUGAAUGAAUUGAAAUUCACAAAAGUUAAGUUGAUGAAAAAAAUGUCACAACAAACCAGUCGCCACAAGGAAGAGGACAGUCGAAAAUCCAAGGAAAUUGCUCAGUUAUUAAAGGAACAGCGUCGUCAGAAAAAUGCCGUAUUAUCUUUGGAGGCCAAAGUGACUGCAAAAGAGCAAAUUCUAAAGCGAAAAACCGAGGAAGUUAUUGCCCUUCGCAAAAGUCAAAGGGGAAAGUCCGGCCAAAGAGCACCUCUUCACCUGACUUCGAAAAUUGCCACUCUGGAUGGCUUCACCUCUCGAGCCGCACGACAUCGAUGGGAAAAUCUAUAUCGCACCAUAUUACACGCGGCCAGAAACAGGCAGCUAAUCACGCAGUUGGAAAAGGAGCUGGAGCGACUAAUUUUGGAGCGAGAAGAUCUCUCCCGUGAGCUGAACAUAAUGGAGAAUAGUUCGGGAGCCGAAAGGCGAACUGAUGAGUUCAACGAAGUGGACAAUCUGAAAACAAACAUAAGUUAUAUUCAGGAGAAUAUAGAGCAUGUGCAGCAGGCUAUAAUGGAGUUCGAGGAUUCAAAAGACACCAUGCAGAGCGAUGUAAACAAGAUUCAGAGCCUGUUGGACGAGGUCUCAACCGUGGCGGAGGCUAAAUUCAUUCUUCAGAAGUUCUCCGACAGCUCCAUAGUAAUGUCCUGCAAUUUGGCCAUUGCCGAAUCUCAUUCACAGGAGCAAGAAUCGCUGCUGAAGGAGGCUAAGCAAGAAAGCAGCAUUCAACAGCAAAUAUUACAACAUUUCCUAACGCAAAAUAGUAAUGUGCAUAUAGCUGACAUAUUUGAUUCCCUAAAUCUCAAGGGCAGUAACCUCGUAAAUAGUGUAAAUCCAGGCUCUCAAAAGUCGUUAGUAAGCAACGCCACAUAUGACAUCCCGCAGGAUGACAAAUUGUCGGACUCUACGCACGUGGAAAUGCGGAGGACGACGAGUAGAAGUCCUUCACCGUUUGGAAAUGCAGAUCCGUUUGACAAAAGCCCCAAAGUGCGUAGAAGGACUGCCAAGCGACAAGAUCUACUUUUUGGAGACAUGGAACUUCCAGAACAGACUAAUAAUAAAAUGACGUGA
Messenger RNA from Drosophila takahashii, 3304 nucleotides. It is a transcript of the gene Klp31E, whose product is annotated as kinesin-like protein 31E. Gene Ontology annotation, cellular component: microtubule associated complex. Lineage: Eukaryota; Metazoa; Arthropoda; Insecta; Diptera; Drosophilidae. The record is from RefSeq and is a predicted model, not a curated record. Gene Ontology annotation, molecular function: microtubule binding; microtubule motor activity; ATP binding. Gene Ontology annotation, biological process: microtubule-based movement; spindle elongation; mitotic spindle organization.